AUGAUUGGAUCGAUGGGUGGCGCUAUUCCCUAGAUUCAACAUGGCGUCUUCCAUGUCUUCUUCUGGCGCUCGCUCAUGUCGGAGGAUUUUACAGCUCAAUCCUUGCCGAUUUGUGAAAAGAUAUAGCUCCACGAUUAGUAAGGACGCCCUUCCGUCUGCAGUAAAAAUCGUGGAGGUUGGACCUCGGGAUGGGCUUCAAAAUGAGAAGGAAAUUGUUAGCACAGAAACAAAAGUGGAGCUAAUCAACAGAUUGUCUGGAACUGGACUUAAAGUCAUAGAGGCGACCAGUUUUGUAUCCCCAAAAUGGGUACCACAGAUGGCAGACCACACAGAGGUGUUGCAGUCCAUUAAGAGGAGGGCGGGAGUCAGCUACCCUGCCCUAACACCCAAUGUCCGGGGCCUGAAAUCAGCCCUCCUGGCCGGUGCCGAGGAAGUGGCCAUAUUUGGAGCGGCCUCAGAAACAUUCAGCAGGAAGAACAUCAACUGUUCAAUUUGGGAGAGUAUUGACAGAUUUCAAGCCGUGGUGGAUGCAGCAAAGCAAGCUGGUGUUGCUGUACGUGGUUAUGUGUCGUGCGUUCUGGGGUGUCCGUAUGAGGGGAAAGUACUCCCUACUGCAGUUGCCCAGGUAGCCAAGAGGUUGUAUGACAUGGGCUGCUAUGAGGUGUCCCUGGGUGAUACAAUAGGGGUGGGCACCCCUGGUGAGAUGAAGCAACUCUUGGAGGUUGUCACAAAGGAAGUGCCUGUAGAAUGCCUGGCUGUUCAUUGCCAUGAUACUUACGGGCAGGCUUUGGCAAAUAUAUAUGCUGCUCUGCAGUGUGGUAUUAGCGUAGUAGACUCGUCUGUCGCUGGCCUAGGAGGCUGUCCGUAUGCCAAGGGUGCUUCAGGCAAUGUGGCUACAGAGGACUUGGUCUACAUGUUGGAUGGACUUGGCAUCCAAACAGGAGUUGACCUCCAAAAAGUGCUAGAUGUUGGCAAUUUUAUUUGCAAAGUUCUUGGCAAAUCUCCGUCUUCCAAAGUUUCCAGGGCUAUGAGUAAACUGUGAAGUAAAGCCCCACAAGUCUUUUUUUCAGUGAUCUGAAUGUGAUGAGUUACGUCAAAAGCAGACUCUUAUGCUGGUUAAAAUGUAUUCAAUCACUUAAACAAAGACAUUGACACAAUAGGGAACUACUAACAUAGAGGGUUGGAUAGCUCAGUUGGUAGAGCACUGGAAUGGUAAUCCAGAGGUUGCAGGUUCAAAUCUUGCUUCAGUCAAUUCUUUUGUUCAACUUUGAACAAUUGUUAUAAUGCACCAUGUCAGUUUCCCUUAAUGACUUUUUGAAAAAGACUUUCCUUUGCAUUACUAUGUCUGUUUGAAGUUUGUGAUGUAAAAAAAAAGUGAAAAUAUAUUGCUUGUUCAAGUUUUGGGUCAUACAUUUCUUGAACCGAUACACCUCUACAAUAAAAAAGAAAUCACCUUUUAGGGUAAACUUUAGGUCUCAAACUUUUGCAGUAUAUUUAGACAGGAUCAUAAAUCUGAAAAAAACCCUGACUAUUAAGGACAACAUUUUUGGUCGGGAUCUUUUGCAGUAUAUUUUAGUUACGUAAGAUUACACAUUUGAAAGAAAAACUGACAAUUGAAAAAUGUCUGGUUUUGACAAUACAUGUACUUCAAUUUUUUUUAAGUUUUGUUUUUACACACAUGAAUUGCUGUAUUUCUCAUGCAAUUAUUAUUCAUUUUUAUUUUCAGUCAGUGCUUGAGAUUUAUCCAAACAAUUAUAAUUAAUUAUGUUGAAAAGUAAUCAUUUCCUAUAAAUCAAGUUUUUGUGAAUUAUGUGAAUUGUUGCAAAUGUCUAUACAGAGCCUUAAAGCUUAUAAAACAGACUAUUUAUGUAUAUACCUGUAUAAACAAAACCUUAAAAUCGAAAAUGGGAUAGUAUAAUAUAUUGGGGUGAACAGUCCCCCAAAUUUCCUGUUUGACAAAUUAAAAAAAGGAGACAAAUCCAGAAUUUCUGAAUUGUCAAUUA
This is a messenger RNA of Patiria miniata (bat star), 2003 nucleotides long. Its product is annotated as hydroxymethylglutaryl-CoA lyase, mitochondrial-like. Gene Ontology annotation, biological process: ketone body biosynthetic process; L-leucine catabolic process. Lineage: Eukaryota; Metazoa; Echinodermata; Asteroidea; Valvatida; Asterinidae. The transcript is spliced from 8 exons. The record is from RefSeq and is a predicted model, not a curated record. Gene Ontology annotation, molecular function: hydroxymethylglutaryl-CoA lyase activity. Bases 41 to 1042 code for a protein of 333 amino acids.